AUGCAAAUUUUCGUUAAGACCCUCACGGGAAAGACCAUCACCCUGGAGGUCGAGUCCUCUGACUCUAUCCAGAACGUCAAGGCCAAGAUCCAGGACAAGGAGGGUAUCCCCCCGGACCAGCAGCGCCUUAUCUUCGCUGGCAAGCAGCUCGAGGAUGACCGCACCCUCUCGGACUACAACAUCCAGAAGGAGUCCACCCUCCACCUCGUCCUCCGUCUCCGUGGUGGUAUCAUCGAGCCCUCUCUGAAGGCCCUUGCCAGCAAGUAUAACUGCGAGAAGAUGAUCUGCCGCAAGUGCUAUGCUCGUCUCCCUCCCCGUGCUACCAACUGCCGCAAGAAGAAGUGUGGCCACACCAACCAGCUCCGCCCCAAGAAAAAGCUCAAGUAA
Molecule: messenger RNA, 387 nt
Organism: Polychytrium aggregatum
Lineage: Eukaryota; Fungi; Chytridiomycota; Chytridiomycetes; Polychytriales
Product: ubiquitin-60S ribosomal protein L40 fusion protein
Exons: 3
Coding region: 1-387 (128 amino acids)
Biological process (GO): translation; modification-dependent protein catabolic process; protein ubiquitination
Cellular component (GO): ribosome; cytoplasm; nucleus
Molecular function (GO): protein tag activity; ubiquitin protein ligase binding; structural constituent of ribosome
Source: RefSeq, a predicted model, not a curated record